AUGCCGACUUCGCUGGUCACCGGUGGCACGGGCUUCAGAGGCCUGCACGUUGUUAAGCUCGUUCUUGAGAAGGGCGAAACCGUUCACACCACCGUCCGCAGUUUAAAAAACGCCGCCAAAUGCAAGCCUCUCCUCGACUUCCAAGCCCGGUAUCCAGGCAGACUGUCCCUUUUCGAGGCUGAUCUUCUCCGUGAUGGCUCCUUCCGCCCCGCGAUGGAGGGCUGCAGUGUUGUCUACCACAUCGCAUCGCCAUUUCUGGCACCGCCACAGAUCAAAAACGGAGUGAACGAAUGCGUCGAGCCCGCUUUGCAGGGCACUCGCAAUGUGCUGGAGUCGGUGGACCAAUGCGAGAGCGUGCACCGCGUCGUCCUGACCUCUUCGAUCGCAGCAAUGUACAGCGACAGCAUCGAAGUCACCCUGAUGAAAGACAGCACCCUCACCGAAGCCUACUGGAACGACACCGCCACCGAGACCAACAACCCGUAUCACUAUUCCAAGGUGGCCGCCGAACGCGAAGCCUGGAAGCUGCACGACAGCCAAACCCACAAACGAUGGGACCUCGUCGUCAUCAACCCGGGCCUCACCCUGGGCCCCCCACUCACCACCGAGUCCACCUCGGGUAGCCUGUUCACGAUUGAAAACAUUUUCUCCGGCCAGAACCAACAGGGCACCCCCGAACUGUACUACCCUGUUGUCGACGUGCGGGAUGUUGCGGCCGCGCACGUCAAGGCUGGGACAAGCAAGACGGCCAACGGUCGGUACUUGAUUGCGGGCGACCGGACGGUGGGGCUGUUGGAGAUGGCGACGAUCGUGCGGCCGAUCCAUAAAGAUCCCAGGAUGUUGCCGUCGCGGAAUCUCCCGAAGCUGAUGGUGUACCUGGCGGGCCCGUUUAUCGGGGUGUCGUGGAGCUGGGUGUCGAGGAACAUUGGGAUUGAUUUCAAGGUGGACAACAGCCGGAGUGUGAGGGAGUUGGGGAUGGAGUAUGCGCCCGUCGAGCAGGUGAUCAAGGAUCAGUAUGAGACGUGGGUGAGAAUGAAAGGGGGGAAUUAG
Aspergillus uvarum CBS 121591 is the source of this 1050-nucleotide messenger RNA. RefSeq names its product NAD(P)-binding protein. Lineage: Eukaryota; Fungi; Ascomycota; Eurotiomycetes; Eurotiales; Aspergillaceae. The transcript is spliced from 2 exons. The coding region runs from base 1 to 1050 and encodes 349 amino acids. The record is from RefSeq and is a predicted model, not a curated record. Gene Ontology annotation, molecular function: oxidoreductase activity, acting on the CH-OH group of donors, NAD or NADP as acceptor.